GCGGAAUCCAUGCUUGAAUGGCGUCCAGGCAGACUAGCAGAAGCAUGAAAUGGAUACAUGGGAAGAUGAUCCAGCUGACCAACGUACUUGCCUUAUCUGUGGAGACCGCGCCACAGGCCUGCACUAUGGCAUCAUUUCCUGUGAGGGCUGCAAGGGCUUCUUCAAGCGCAGCAUCUGCAACAAGCGGGUGUACCGCUGCAGCCGUGACAAGAACUGCGAGAUGUCACGCAAGCAGCGCAACCGCUGUCAGUACUGCCGCCUGCUCAAGUGUCUGCAGAUGGGCAUGAACCGCAAAGCAAUCAGAGAAGAUGGCAUGCCAGGGGGGAGAAACAAAAGCAUCGGGCCCGUCCAGAUCACCGAGGAGGAGAUUGAGCGGAUUAUGUCGGGGCAGGAGUUCAAGGAGGACGCUCCGGAGCACACUUGGGGCAACAACGGCGACAGCGACCACAGCUCCCCCAGCAACGGGGCCUCCGAGGGUAACCAGCCAUCCCCCGCCUCCACGCUGUCAUCCAAUCGCUCUUUAGAAAUGAACGGCUACACAGCUGCCCUCAGAGACCAGUACAUCAACACCUCCAUGUCCACACACUACCAGCUCCUGCCUCACCUUUUCAGCUACGCCACCCAGUCCGGCCUGCUGGCGCCCCAGCCCCACAACCUCUACCCCCAGUCCCACCCCCUCGUGCUGCAGCUGGUGGCAGCCGAGGACCUGGCCCCGCUGGCAACGCCGAUGUUGAUAGAAGACGGGUACAAAGUUACGCAGGUGGAGCUGUUUGCCCUCCUGUGUCGCCUGGCGGACGAGCUGCUGUUCCGCCAGAUCUCCUGGAUUAAGAAGCUGCCCUUCUUCUGCGAGCUCUCCAUAGAGGACUACACCUGCCUGCUGAGCUCCACCUGGCAGGAGCUCAUUCUGCUCUCCUGCCUCACCAUCUACAGCGCGCAGAUCUUCGGAGACCUGGCUGACGUCACCGCCAAGUACACCCCAUCGGACGAUGAGCUGCAAGGGUUCAGCGAGGACGGGAUGGAGGUGAUGGAGAGGUUAAUAUAUCUGUUUCGCAAGUUCCACCAGCUGAAGGUCAGCAACGAGGAGUAUGCCUGCAUGAAAGCCAUCAACUUCCUCAACCAAGAUAUCCGAGGACUGACUAACGUCUCCCAGCUAGAACAGCUAAACAAGCGCUACUGGUACGUGUGUCAGGACUACACUGAGUACAAGUACCCGCACCAGCCCAAACGCUUCCCUGAGAUCAUGAUGUGUCUGCCAGAAAUCCGCUGCAUUGCAGGGAAGCUGGUAAAUGUCCCACUGGAGCAGCUCCCCCUCUUGUUCAAAGCAGUCUUGCACUCCUGCAAAUCCAGCCUCAACAGCUACAAGACUGGCCCUCUGCCCUGUGGAACCACAGGAGCCUCUGCUGGAAACUAG
This is a messenger RNA of Lampris incognitus (smalleye Pacific opah), 1411 nucleotides long. RefSeq names its product nuclear receptor subfamily 6, group A, member 1a (gene nr6a1a). The transcript has 9 exons. Gene Ontology annotation, molecular function: sequence-specific DNA binding; zinc ion binding; DNA-binding transcription factor activity. Bases 50 to 1411 code for a protein of 453 amino acids. Lineage: Eukaryota; Metazoa; Chordata; Actinopteri; Lampriformes; Lampridae. Gene Ontology annotation, biological process: regulation of DNA-templated transcription. The record is from RefSeq and is a predicted model, not a curated record.